Molecule: messenger RNA, 6477 nt
Organism: Dermacentor andersoni
Lineage: Eukaryota; Metazoa; Arthropoda; Arachnida; Ixodida; Ixodidae
Source: RefSeq, a predicted model, not a curated record
GCAGGUACUCCUCCACCUUGGUGCAACUUGUAGUUUUAACCAGCAAGGAGCGCCCACUAACAACAUGUUCAGAUUUGCUGCACUGAAAUACGGGGUGAUCCACAAUGUGUCGGAAAGAGUUAAAAUUCAGUGUAAACCACAAAAGCGAAUCAUGAUGUUGCAUCCAUUGAAAUACAAAAAAAGACAUAUUUCUUAUAACACAAAAGUGUUAUCGCAAGAGUACUUCGCGUUACAUCUAUAGCGCUGGAAACCGGUACAAAUAGAUACUGUAAGCACACUGUACUGUCAAAAUAGAUUGAAAAGCCUGAACCCUUCCCGUUGUUACAACAGAGGUGUAUCCUCUCUCACCGUUUGCAUUGAUUUUUCUAACGUACACAUGGACAUCCGGCGGCAGCUCCAAACCCAAUCGACGGGAGCUACGCCCGAGCCAUAAACAGUGACUGACUACAAGGCAACGGGACACGCAGCGCGACCUUUUAUGCUUUGACACCACCCUCACCCAAACUACGGCAUUUCAAGCACUCCACUCAGCAGCCCACUCGUAGGCUGCUGCAGUCAGUGUGGUCCCGUCUUCCAUAGUUCACUUCACCGGUCGAUUUUCUCGGCGAUAUCCUCUGUUAAGUUUGUACAGCGUCCUGUGCCCGCUAUGUUUAGCACGUUAGCAGCAGUUGUCUACCUCUUCUGUGUCUUGAGGGCGGCGACCUCGUUGGAGAUAGACAAUUCGGACGGCGGCUACACGAAUCUUGUUGUCGCCAUCGACAAAGAUGUCCCUUACAACGAGUCUAUUAUCGAAAACAUCAAGGCAAGCAGUGCAUAUUACAUUUUACUGGCGUAUCGUCUCCUUAUUCUUUCUUUAACUUUUUAUCACAGUAUAAUGCUUUGUAAUUUAAGCGUUAUGUUCACGCCGACAUACGGUAAUAUCAAGAAGGAAGAUGAUGAAAGAUCCACUGCCUUUUUUUUUCUCUGGGUUGUCCCAAGAAGAACAUUCCCGCCUUUAACAUGCAGCUGCACAUGUCUGCACGCCUUGCGCUAUCACGUGUCACGCAUUACGCAGGCUUUGCUUCAAUCCUCGUCCGAGUUCCUGCACCGAGCUACGAAUGGGCGUGCGUACUUCAAGCACGUGGUCAUCGACAUCCCGCACACGUGGCCGGAGAGAAAGAAUGCCUGGAAAAUCCCCUGGAACAUUUUACACAGGAGUGACGUGCGCGUCGCUCUUCCUUCGUCCACCCGAGCAAACCAUCCUUUCACGAAGCAGGUUAAGCCGUGUGGUCACCGUGGCGAAUUCAUCCAGCUGUCCUCUGAAUUCCUCGCCGAACUGAACGCAUCCACCACGGCGAAGUAUGCAAAUCCAGCGUAUGUGUUUGUCCACGAGUGGGCCCACUACAGGUACGGCGUGUUCGACGAGUACGGUAGCCGAGACGAUGAUCGAAACCCGCUGACCUACUGUGACAAGGACAAGCCAAGGAACGACACAGUCGAAUCGUCUGUGAUGUUUAUGCCCUACCUGAGCAAUGUAAGUGCGUCGCGUGAUAUAAAUAUUGAAAUUACUCCACUUGGGCGGCUGCUCAAACUGAGCGUACUAAAAGCGGGACGCUCUCAAGCGAUGGUUUGCCAACUGGCGUAUACCCUCUUUUGUGGCGUCCUUUUAUUUCAUGUUCUUUUGUUAUUUUUGCAGGUCACUCACUUUUGCGAUAACAGCCAGAGAACUCGCAAGCAUAAUUCACUCGCACCAAACAAGCAAAACAAGUUUUGCAGAAGCUUGCCCGCAUGGGAUGUGAUAAGACAGAAUGAAGACUUCAGAAAGUGCGUAUAUUCACAGAUUUCAAAUCUUGACGCUACGUUCUUUUGUGCGUGCGUAUUCUUUUUUCGGUCACUCCUUCCUUUCAACAUUGAAGCCAAGUUUUUGGUGGGUGCCAGUCCGAUCUCCUCGAGGAUACGCCUGCCGGCCGGCGUGAUGGACAUCCGAGAUGAAAAGCGCCUGGACUUCCUGAAAGAAGCGGUGAAAAGGUACCUACGAAACAUACCUGACGAUACUGUGCAGCUGGCGAUAAUCUCGUUUGAAUCUACUGCUCAUCUAGCCAGUGAGCUCAAGCGCGUAAACAAAUUCACGCGUCAAGAUUUCAUCGAAGCAGUUGAUAAGCUGACACAUCUUGGCGGUACUUGCAUAAGCUGCGGCCUUGACCUCGCCCUAAAGCAGCUACGUAAAGGAAUCAAUAACUGUGGACGAGGCGCCGUCUUCAUCCUCCUGAGCGACGGUGAACACAACUCGGGCCUGUCUGUCGCCGAUGUCAAAAGUAGGCUAUUGGCAGCCAAGGUCGAGAUAACCACAAUUGCGUUGGGACGUACGGCGGACAAUCAACUUGAAGAGCUGGCCCUUGCUACAGGGGGCAAACCAUACGCGUUCCAAGACCUUCAAGGACGCACCAUCCCCAUCAUUGAGGAGGCUUUUUUGGAGGCAACCAGGGUGCAGCUGGACGAGCAUGCUCAUGUCGUAAUAACGAGAGAAGAAAUAUCUUUUGCUGGCAUGGCAAACAUCAGUUUUUUAGUGGACCCCAGUAUUGGCAGAAAUACGACGAUGCACAUCUGGCGCGUGGAACGCGACAGUGCCCUCAUCGAUGCGCGGCUCUCGUGUCCAAGUGGAUGUACGUGCGACACAUGCAGCGAAGCCAGAGUCGGGCUCAGUACGGCCAUCACUAUUCCGGACAUUGCAGAGACUGGGACGUGGACGCUACACAUGAAGAGCUCAAGUUUUAUGGAUCUCUACAUCGAAGUAAAAUCGCAAGCGAGGAAUGCGGGCGAGGCACUGAUUCGUGUCGUUUGCGAUUUGACCACGCCUUUGGUGCACGACCCGGACCUCGUGAUUUACGCUCACGUCAACAAGGGUGACAAGGUUGUCUUGUACGCCGACGUCGUUGCCGAAGUCUUGGGCCCGAACUGGCCAGGCCUAUCUACGACACGACUCCGCGAUGAUGGCUGCUACCCUGAUAUCACCGCGAACGAUGGCACGUACAGCGGCUUCUUCACUGCGUACGCGGGACGAGGACGGUAUGCCGUCAUGGUUCGUGCUCGGAAUCAUAACGAGUCAGUACUCGCUGAUCCCGUGGUGGACUCAAUGGGCAGCGCCAGCAAUACCCUGCUCCACUCGGAUGACGGAAUCGGCGAUCACUUGUCGUCAGAAUAUUUGAUUGGUGACUUCGAGCUGUUUGACUCGAGUGACGAAUCUCCUACUACGAGGAAGGCGCCCGAUGGAGAGAAGUCGGAAGCUUUCGAAAGGAUGGCCAUUGGGGGAAGCUUUCAAGUUACCGCGGACAUCCACGAGAAAGAUUUACCGCCCCUGGGCGUCUUUGAUCUCCGUGUCACCUUCCUGAUGCCAGGGAAAAACGGCACGCUUCUGGUGAAGGUCACGUGGACGUGGCCCGGAGCGCACUUGACGUCAGGAAAGGCCUCCUUUGCAGAAAUCCGCGUCGGCGCCCACUACGAAGAGCUGCUUUCGAGGUUCGACGAACAAGCUCAAAUAACAGACGCAGACGUUUUGCAUGGCAGUCUCGCGCCUUUGCCAUCCGGCGCCAAGCAAGACGUCACCGUCCGUCUACCAGCCACAUUCUCUACGUCUGGUGCGGAUGGUGAAGUCGUCUACACCGCUUUUCUGGCGGUUCGCUUCGGCAACAGCGAAGGGCUGAAAUCGAACAUUUCUAAUAUCGUUAGCGUAUACCACAGUCCUCCUUCACCGAAAACAAAUGCCGUUGGCAAAAUCGGCGGCGUAGAUAAAGAACGCGUCCUAUGGUGGAUUUGGUUGUUGGUCGCAGGCAUGAUUGUCAUCUUUAGUUUGCUAUUAGCUACAUUGGUGAUGGCUCUAAUGAAAAGGAAGCCGCACAGGCGCGACAUAUACUUCAUCUUUUCAAGGAAACGGCGACAAAGGGCACAGGAUCCGGCCCAGCACUGCGUAGAAUAAACAGUUUAUACAUGUAUGUCAGUGUUCACUUGCUCCCACUACGCACAUCCUCUUUCAGUCCUUUUGUAAGUUGGUUCCUUCUAAUACUGACUGGUAUGUUGCGAACGUGAAAAACCCAUUUUCUGUCUACAUGCCGCUGGUAGUAACGUCGUUUAGCGGUAUUCGAAACCUACUUCAUGGUAGCUUUUCAUCGUCUGUGCCGACACAACGUCCUAUAUUAAAUUAGGGUCAACUUUCUCAAAAAUCUGGCAACAAGUAAAUGAAUAAACCGCUCUCAUAAAGUACUGCCCACACCUGACAUGAUAUGCGGGGUGAAUAUGUUACGUAAUCGAUUCGCAGUUACUUUUGAGGAGCAGUCAAGGCAAUACGAUGGUACAAGGGGUCUCAAAAGGAUAUGGUAUAUACGCGUACUAUUUGAGUUUCGAGCACUGAAAUGGGUCCGAUUUUGUUGUUAAACUCUGAUUCUUAUCCGAUGUGAAUGUAUGCUGCAUCUUUGUCGACCUAAGAAUGAGAAAACAUCAACAAAUAAAGGAAACACCCAAGCAUAGAGUGCACAUGAACUGAAGCUUGCAUCUAAUUGCUCGGACUUCCACACCCUAAGGUAGCGAUACUUUUUUGCUGAUGUAUAGAUAGACUUACGCUGCUGCGCUUAUCUCCGCGGCUAUUGUAUGCGCACUUUAACACGAAAUAGCUGAUCCUGAAAGAACUAGCACGUUUGUCUUCAGCUAAGUACCACUACAGGUUUCCUUAGUUCACGCAAAACGUAUACCGACGCACUUUGCAUGCAGGAGGUCUACCGGUAGUAUGCAACAUUUCUUACUCGCUUAGAAGCCGAUCUAUAAUUGACUGGCCAAGUAGCCUGCUGUGGGGCUCUUCCAGAAUUACUGCUGCUUUGAACCUCGUGAGAGUGAGCAACAUUGUCACUGUGCAACCCUUCUUUUUUUAUGCAAAGUCUACGGUAGCAAUCCCUGUACGCGCUCUCGCGAUAGGCAUAGGAUGCCCACGUGCAAGCAAGACUUGCGUCAAAGCUCCCUAGUUAAGUAUGGUCGUGCUCGCAGUCGUCUCCGUAAUUUUCAUUGAUUCUGUAGGCAUGGAGAACGAAUAGCGCGCACAAAAACGGAAGUUGGUCAAAAACGCAGCUUGUUCAUCAUAGAAAGGUACGUAUAUAAAAGACGCCGGCGAGGGACAACACUACAGUAAAAGGACAGCCGCUAAACUUUGUCGCAAAGAAUUGGCUAAACGAUGAUACCACAGACAACAGAUACGCUGCGAUGACUCGCACGCUGAUAUUGUGAGAGCGACAGAUAGUUGAGCUAGGUAAUAGGGAUUCACGUGAGAAAAACCGUGCAGACAGGGUCACGAACACGCAACAUCUUGCUCAGCUGCGCACCGCCAUGUUCACCAGACUAUACUGCGGUGAAUAGCUUAUGCUGGGUAGGGACGCAUUCAAGCGGUGACUCUCGACUACUCAUUCCUAAUAAAGGUGAAAAGUCAUGCAUGUGCGGCAGCGCCAGCCGGCUACUACAGUUAGGGAAUAUGAAUACCUAAACCUUUCAGAAAACCUUAAAACCAGAAUAUCUAUCCUAGGAGUGAUAGAAGCUAUAAAUCCAUAUAAUUUAAAAAUAAUACAAAUAUAUUCUUAUAAUAACCGCAAUUCCUUGCCGUAUAAGCCACACACGGCGUCGUGAUGCACUUUUUUUUGUUAUUUUACUUUGUCAGAAACGUGUCUGUGUCAAGUUGUUCAGUGUAUAUAUAUUUAUUUUUCACGAAUAAACUUGUAGUUGGGAGUCAUCAUUCGUUGUGUGUACCUACCUUUCUUCGUCCUUGCCUUUCUUAAAGCUGUUGUGUCAGGCGUGAAGCAAGCAGGAACCAGUGACUCUAGCAGGAGAGGCAGGAACCAAUUGCCUCAAUGUCUAUCCCGCCCGCCGCUACAAAGCAGCUCUAAAAGGGAGCGGCGGGUCAGGACAUUAAAGCACUCUAGCAGGAACUAGCAAGAACUAAAUGGGUUUUAGCAAGAACGCGCCACUGGCGCCGCGUACGAGCGCGCUAUGGAACGGUGUCAUUUUGCGUUUGGCAACGAUCACGACAGAGGGCGACAACAGUCCCGCAUUCGACGUUCUGCUAUGUUCUGCGUCCGCUGCGUCCUUCGCUGCCAUGUCGGUUUGGCACUCGGUGAAGCCGACUCUCGGGAUUCAUUGCUAGGCGUAGGUCCUUUUGCCUCGAUUUUCGGUUUUGCUCCCUUUCCCCCAGUAUCCGGCCAUUUAUAAGGUGCUGUAGUUGCGCACCAGUUGACCGCCAUACCGUAUAUCACAAAUGAACCGUUCUCCUACGUUCUCCUUGAUUAGCCAUAUCGUUGCCGCAAUGCAAGCGUGCACUGUUAGUAUAUUGAAGAAAAACAGCUCAAAAUAGACAAGGACGAAAAGAAGACAGGUGGCGAGUUCAUGACUUCACGGUGGUGCAAUUAUUUUUUCAUGUAUAUAAACCUUGUUUCUUGAAAUAAAAACUUUGUUGGAAGUUAGCGCCCA